AUCGGGACACUGGUGGCUUCAUUUUUCACCAAUGGAAAAGAGCGAAAGGGCGUCGUCCAUUUUAUAUACAGUCUAUGCCUCAACCCGGCUUGAUAGCGCCCACUUAUGGCAUUUUACUAAUCAUUCGAGGAAGACACAUUUACCUGUUAAUUCAAUAUGGACGAAUCUCUGCACUCGGACUUAGCAGAGGACGUAUCUACGUCCUCGAGCUUUCGUCAAUUCAAAAUAAAACACUUCCACUUGGAUCUAAGCUUGGAUUUUGAACAGAGAACUUUGAGAGGGACUGAAACACUACAGCUGAAAUGCAUCCAAGAUUCUCAAACCGAGCUACUGAUGGACAUUCACCCUUCUCUCUCCAUUCAGGAUGUGUCCUUUUGUGGAACUGAAGAAGAUUCGGGUUCAGUAAAAGUAGAAUUCCUUACGCGGAACUUCACCAGUUAUGGCACCACACUGGUUGUGAAAUGUCCAUCACCAUGUAAAAUUGAGGAGGAUAUUCAAGUGGUGAUCCAGUUUGUUGCAUCCGAUGGACCAGGGGUGUGCUGGCUGAAACCAGAGCAGACGGCUGGGAAGGCCAAACCCUACGUCUUCACCCAGGGCCAGGCCGUACUCAACCGCUCCUUCUUCCCUUGCUUUGAUACGCCAGCUGUCAAGAGCACCUACUCAGCCUCUGUGAAGGUCCCUGACGGUUUCACAGCCGUUAUGAGUGCCAGUAAGGGUGAGCACAGGAAGGCAGACAACACAUUCCUGUUCACUAUGGAGCAGCCCAUCCCCUCGUACCUGGUGGCCUUGGCUGUGGGAGACCUAGUCUCUGCUGAGGUUGGGCCACGGACCAGAGUGUGGACAGAGCCAUGCCUACUCCAGGCUGCCACAGAGGAGUAUGAUGGAGUCAUAGAGGAGUUCCUAGCUGUGGGGGAGAAACUAUUUGGACCCUACGUCUGGGGAAGGUAUGAUGUGCUGUUCAUGCCACCGUCAUUCCCAUUCGGAGGUAUGGAGAACCCCUGCCUCACAUUUGUCACCCCCUGCCUCUUGGCCGGAGACCGCUCCCUGGCUGAUGUCAUUGUGCAUGAGAUCUGCCAUAGCUGGUUUGGUAACUUGGUAACCAACGCUAACUGGGGUGACUUCUGGCUUAACGAGGGCUUCACCAUGUAUGCCCAGCGCCGGGUGUGCACAGAGAUUUAUGGAGAGGCCUACGCUAGUCUGGAGGCUGCAACUGGGAGAGCGUUACUUAGACAGCACAUGGACAACACCGGAGAGGACCACCCUCUAAACAAACUGCGUGUCAAGAUCAAACCAGGUGUUGAUCCUGAUGACACAUAUAAUGAGACGCCUUAUGAGAAGGGCUUCUGUUUUGUCUCCUACCUGGCCCACCUGGCUGGAGAGCAGAGUCGCUUUGACGCUUUCCUUAAGGCUUACAUUGACAAGUUCAAGUUCCGCAGUAUAAUGGCAGAGGAUGCCCUGGAGUUCUACCUUGAAUAUUUCCCUGACCUGAAGAAGAAAGACGUGCACAAAAUUGAGGGUGAAAGGCGGUCUCGAAGCUUGAGCGGGAUGUUUGUAACAGGAAACCGACCUCUUAUUCUCUCUGUGUUUUAUUUUCCAGGUCUGGAGUUUGAUACUUGGCUCAAUGUGUCUGGUUGGCCUCCCUAUCUUCCUGACCUGUCAGCCGGCCAGAGCCUGAUGAAGCCUGCUGAGCAGCUCUCGGAGCUGUGGGGUGCCGAGGGGCUCGAUAUGACCAGCAUUAGGAAGAUCAACAUCCAGGCCUGGAAGACUUACCAGACUGCCUACUUCCUAGAGAAGAUCAUAGAGAAGUCUCCACUGCCUAGAGGUAAUAUAGAGAAACUGGAGGGGGAAUACCCUCACAUUGUGAAGUCGAACAAUGCUGAGUUACGACUGCGCUGGGCACAGAUCAUCGCCAAAAAUCAGCACCAGCCAGGAUAUCAACAUGUGCGCAACUUCCUAAGCUGCCAGGGGAAACAGAAGUACACCCUGCCUGUGUACCGUGCACUAUGGAAUGGAUCAGAGGAGACAAGGGCUCUGGCCACGGAGAUCUUCAAUGCCACUUCCCAUCAACUCCAUAUCAAUGUCUGCAAAAAUGUCAAAAAGAUAAUCACCUGAGCACGGUUUUAGGAGCUGCACAUAAAGGUUUUGUGUAACAGAACAUGAUCUAGAGAUAUAAUAGGAGGAAAAGGAGUAGUAAUUGGCUGUCACAGUACUUUUCAAACAGCCUAAUUUUCCUUUACAGUGCUAUGGCAGGUGGUAAAUCAAAUAUUGUGUUUUGGGUCACAAACAAAAUAAGACCACUUAACAUUUUUUAACAUGUAUGGUUGUUAUUUGGCAUUAUACAAAUCAGACAGAAAGGCUAUUUGGGCAUAUCUUAUCUAAACUUCUGUUAAGCAAUAUUUUUGAUAAACAUGAAAAAUGUAAGAAUUACUUUGAAUUUAUGCUUUUUCAAGACAUGUUGUAAAAUUACAUUAUUUGCAAGUAAAUUGGUGGUUGGUGGUUUUUCCUCUACAAAACUA
This is a messenger RNA of Esox lucius (northern pike), 2516 nucleotides long. RefSeq names its product arginyl aminopeptidase (aminopeptidase B) (gene rnpep). Gene Ontology annotation, molecular function: metalloaminopeptidase activity; zinc ion binding. The transcript is spliced from 10 exons. Gene Ontology annotation, biological process: proteolysis. The record is from RefSeq and is a predicted model, not a curated record. Bases 157 to 2112 code for a protein of 651 amino acids. NCBI's taxonomy places the organism in Eukaryota, Metazoa, Chordata, Actinopteri, Esociformes, Esocidae.